Molecule: messenger RNA, 1152 nt
Organism: Hemibagrus wyckioides
Lineage: Eukaryota; Metazoa; Chordata; Actinopteri; Siluriformes; Bagridae
Exons: 4
Coding region: 106-918 (270 amino acids)
Source: RefSeq, a predicted model, not a curated record
GUUCUAUGAAGAAUACCCUGAAGUUGAUUAAGUGUCUUCAGAAAAUAAAACUGCUAAAAAAAAAAAAAAAAAAUUAAAUGCACAAUAUGCCACCGGGAAGUGGAAAUGAAGAAAAGAACGAACAGUGGAGAUCCUUGGAUUUGUCGACAAGCAGCACAUGAGGGAAGGGCAAAACAAAUUUCUUCAAUCUCCAGUGCAUCAAAGGUCUCCUUCAGUAAGUGGAUCCAAUUCAUGUACAGGUUUUCACAGGUUCCACGGUUACGGCAGAUCGACAUGAUGGAUUACAGCAUUGCAGGCAGUUCAGCAACUCUUAGUAAAAUGACAAAGAAAAUAAGAGAAGUCUGUGUCACAGCAGUGGAAAAGAUGAGAAGGCGUACAGGUCAGCAGAUUGGUGGGAGAAGGGAGUUUGUUGUGAUAGAUGAAAGCCAUUUUCGGCACAAAAGAAAGUAUGGUAGAGGAAGAAUGGCUGGUGGGUGGAAAAGAAAGAAGUGGGUCUUUGGGAUGCUAGGUGUGACGCAUCAUCCACAGCGAAGAUCUGGAAAACCUAUUCUACGUCUUCUAGAGAGAAGAUCUAGAAGGCAUCUUGUCCCCUUGAUUGCCCAUCAUGUGAUACCUGGGUCAUCAAUUAUCAGUGACGAGUGGCGUGCAUAUCACAUACUCCCUGCACUAGGGUACAACCAUCACACUGUCAACCACAGCAGGUGGUAUGUAGAUCCCCACACUGGUGCCCAUACCCAGCAUAUUGAAAGGGCAUGGAGAGCCUACAAGGAGCAGAUCUGGAGGCUUAGGGGAAAUCAGACCGAGAGUUUGCUUUCUGACCACCUUGCAGUUAUUGAGUGGAAUGAAUGGCUAGGAAAGAAACACCAUGGUGGUGCAUUUGGCAGACUGAUUCAUGACAUUUCAAAAAAGUACAAGUAGUCAUUCAGUCACUAAAACCACUGUAAGAGCGCUGAGAUGGCAGGAAUUGAUGUCGUUCUAUGGGAAAGAUAAACUUAAUUUAUUUUGUCUUGAUAGUGUCAAAUGUAAAUGUCAUAUAUUGUAUAUUUGUAUAUUUGUUUUUCUAUCUUUGUGAAUUGUGAGUCUUCAGUUUGAAAUGUAGAAUUUGCAAAUUUGUUUUUGUGUUCAUUUUCUUGCUUAUUUUGUGCAUCUAGA